Molecule: messenger RNA, 1777 nt
Organism: Varroa destructor (honeybee mite)
Lineage: Eukaryota; Metazoa; Arthropoda; Arachnida; Mesostigmata; Varroidae
Gene: Rpt3
Product: 26S proteasome regulatory subunit Rpt3
Molecular function (GO): ATP hydrolysis activity; ATP binding
Source: RefSeq, a predicted model, not a curated record
UCCGUUGUCAAAUACGCGUGUAGCAAAAAACAAAGUUGCCGAAUCACGGAGCAAACCAACAAGCUGACUAGCGUCUACCAAAGACACCACCUGAGCCAGGAUUCUUAAUUGGGACCCGAAAUAUUACCAGUCUUGAUAGUGUGCUUCACUCUUUAACGCGAAAUCAUCUGCACUAAGCAGAGAAAGUCUAGCCUGUCUGUAUGUAUCUGUGAUUGUUACUUUGUGACGAGUUACCCAGUCGUGCAAAGUCAGUGUUAUCAUUGCUAUCUAGUUGGACUGAGCCCAGAAAGGUGCCCACAGUCUCAGGGUUUGGUUCGGGGUUUUGUUGACAACUCAAAGGAUUUGGCAUUAUAGCCAUAAGCGAUGUCAGCGGUCGCAGCGAUCGCCCCAAUGGAUUCUGUGUCAGCAGUCACUGAUCCGGUAAAUAUCGGUGGUGGAGAUGAUGCUGAACUCGAGGACUAUUACGUCCGUUAUAUGCGGCUGAAAAGGCAGCUUGAGUUCCUCGAGGUUCAAGAAGAAUAUAUAAAGGAUGAGCAGCGCAAUCUCAAGAAGGAGUACCUGCAUGCCCAGGAAGAAGUGAAACGUAUCCAAAGUGUACCCUUGGUUAUCGGGCAGUUUCUUGAGGCGGUGGAUCAAAACACCGGAAUUGUUGGAUCGACAACCGGAUCAAACUACUAUGUCCGUAUCCUGUCCACAAUCGAUCGUGAACUUCUUAAACCAUCGGCUUCUGUGGCGCUUCACAAGCACUCCAACGCCCUCGUUGAUGUUCUACCUCCUGAGGCAGAUAGCUCAAUCGCGAUGCUUCGACCAGAUGAGAAACCCGAUGUAUCGUAUGCAGACAUCGGGGGUCUGGACAUCCAGAAACAGGAGAUGCGAGAAGCUGUCGAGCUUCCGUUGACGCACUUUGAGCUGUACAAACAGAUCGGUAUUGACCCCCCAAGAGGUGUUCUCAUGUACGGACCACCUGGCUGCGGCAAGACCAUGCUCGCGAAGGCCGUUGCUCAUCACACAACCGCCAGCUUCAUUCGUGUCGUUGGUUCAGAAUUUGUGCAGAAGUACUUGGGUGAAGGCCCUCGUAUGGUUCGAGACGUAUUUCGUUUGGCGCGUGAAAAUUCGCCUGCGAUUAUCUUUAUUGAUGAAAUUGAUGCUAUCGCCACAAAGCGUUUUGAUGCACAAACCGGCGCCGAUAGAGAGGUGCAGCGUAUUCUGCUUGAACUACUUAAUCAGAUGGACGGAUUCGACCAGACGACCAACGUUAAGGUUAUUAUGGCUACAAAUCGUGCCGAUACUCUCGAUCCAGCACUUCUUCGACCUGGUCGUCUCGAUCGUAAAAUCGAGUUCCCUUUGCCCGAUAGGCGUCAGAAACGGCUUAUCUUCUCAACGAUCACAGCUAAGAUGAACCUCAGCGAUGAGGUCGACCUUGAGGAUUACGUCGCUAGACCGGACAGGGUUUCCGGCGCUGAUAUUAAUGCUAUCUGCCAGGAAAGCGGAAUGCACGCUGUUCGAGAAAACCGGUACGUUGUACUGCCGAAGGACUUUGAAAAGGCUUACAAGAAUAACACGAAAAAAGAUGAAAGCGAACAUGAAUUUUACAAAUAAGAUCAGCAACAACAACAAAGUAACGUGUUUCAACAAUUCCAUUAUACUAGCCCCUUAUCAAAAACCACCACAACAUUAAACAGUGACAGAAGAACCUGUCAAACAUAGCAAAGAUACUAAGGAAUAAAUAUAUAGUCAAUAAAAGGAAUAAAAUGUGAGGUCUACAACACACUGACGG